Molecule: messenger RNA, 2632 nt
Organism: Solenopsis invicta (red fire ant)
Lineage: Eukaryota; Metazoa; Arthropoda; Insecta; Hymenoptera; Formicidae
Product: activating signal cointegrator 1 complex subunit 2
Exons: 14
Coding region: 301-2517 (738 amino acids)
Biological process (GO): regulation of DNA-templated transcription
Molecular function (GO): ubiquitin binding
Source: RefSeq, a predicted model, not a curated record
AUGUGAUCGACGAUAUCGAGAAACAUCGAUAAAUGUUUCUGCAACUUCUAGGUGUCACGUAGAGAUUCACCGGGAUUACCCGGCUUUUGUGUGCCGUCGUGGAUUCUUUGAGCGCAUGCUACUCGACGAUUCGGUAUAAACGCCUCGCUCUCGGCUCGCCUGUUAUCCGACUUCAUCACGUCAUCGUGCCUCUCGAGAUCUCUCUAUUCUCUCUGUCGCCAACCGAUUUCCCAUUGUUUCAUCGAACUGACGAUCGUCAACAAAGUUGUUCUUGCGACAGACAAUGCAAUCCAUAAAAUCAUGAGCCUUUACGAGAAUCCGAAUUGCGUGCCUCUGGAGGAACUGCAAUUGAAUAUUAAGAAUGACGGGGUGAUUGUCGUAAUAAAUGCACUGAAUGAGAAAUGGGCAGACAAACGAUACUUCCUACGUUACGAAGAGCCAGAGAUAUACAAUGAAGAUGGAUCAGAAAUUGAGGGUGCAAAGGAUUAUUGGUUGGAGAUUGUGAACUACAUAAUCGAGGAUUUAAACUGGCUACUGAAUCUUCCAUUUUAUCAAUUCUGGUCCAAUAUUGUGUACAAUACUUCGAUUAUGGAUACUUUGGUAUCCUUUUUACAAGAGGCCCCACCCUUUUACGCUUUAGAAAAUUUUCCCAACGAACCAAAAAUGCUGGAGGCAUUAGAGAAUCUUCGUCGCAACAUACUUAUCGUUUUUGCGCGUCUCUGCACAAACAAACAGAGUCCAUCGGAGUACAUGAAAUGUCCAUUUCUCGGAAACCUAUUGUACGACAAUUAUAUAUUUACGAUACCGAUUAUAUUUGAUCUGUGUCAAUUGUACGGUAGGGAAAAUGCCAAAAUAGUAGAGAAAAUUGUACAGGAUGUAUUUAAUGUACAGCCAAUGUACAACGAUGACCUUCAGAAAUCUGUGCCGUGCCUUAUAAAGGCUCUCCAAAAUGUUGAACGGAGAUUUGAAAAUAGUCUAAGUAAUGCAACUGAGGCAGUGGCACUUUCAGAGAGAAAGGAUAAUUCCGCUGAGAUGACACUAUACAAUUUAGAAGAUUUAAUACUCUAUAUUUUAGAUGUAUCGUCAACUCUCACUGUGUUAUUGAAAAGCUAUCCUCCAGUAACUGCCACAUUUCAUAGAGAUGACUUCAUAAACAAGAUAGUUUCAUUAUAUGGAAAUACGAUACCUGAGAUGUACAAAAAACUAGACAAGUUGGCAUAUAGCGAGGAAAGUAUGCCAAAGUACAUUGAAUUGAAGCAUCGUCUAGAUGUAACCAGAGUAGAAAUGUUAAACCUCUAUCGAAUUAUUACCUAUGAACCCAUAUUAAAGAUUCAGGAAAAAAUGAACACGAUAACGGAAGACGAGAUAAGAACUUGCAUAGACGAAUAUUUGAAUUCACUAAUGACUGCUAUAUCUGAAAAAGAAUUUAUUAUGGAUUUUCAUAGGUUUUACCCAAUUAAUGUUGAUCUUGAUAUUAUGACCAAACUUUGUCCUGAAAUUGAUACAAUAAAGCAUGAUUAUAUAUUACAAGCUUUGCAUGCAUCGAUUGGAAAUAUUAAGACGUCUAAUGCAUCGCUCAAUAAUACAAAUAUAGCUGUCGCUGGAUGUAGUGGUAUUCAAGGCAACCAACAAAAGAAACAUUCCAAUGAUGUGAAUGGUAUAAAUAGUAAGACAAACUUUGUUUCAAAAGAGCCCGAAAACAUAAUGUCUCUCAUUCAGGAAGUGAAAGAAAUUUUAUCCGACUAUGGCGAAGGUUUCAUACAGCUAUGUUUAAAGCAUUAUAAUUAUAAUGUUGAAUCUGUGAUAAAUGCACUUCUGGAAGAUUCUUUACCGAAUAAAUUGAAAAAAUUUGAUACAACAAUACCAUAUAUACCACCAGAUCUAAUGGAAGAAGCAUCGGGUCCUGUGGAAUUCCUGGCCGAUGCAAAUCUGGCCAAUAAUUUUCAAGAAUCGACAGUUUCCCACAACGAUGAUCUUGAAGUUGUGACAGAAGAUUUUGCAAAUGCAUUAAACAUAGGGAAAAAGAAAGAUAAGUACAGAAAUGCAAAUGAAUUGUUGAAUGAUAAAUCUGAUAUUAAGAAAUCGUGGAAUAUUUAUGAGAAGUAUAGCCUUGUCGAUGAAUAUGAUGACGAAUAUGACGACACAUAUGAUAGCCAUAACAUUCGUAGCAGUGUAACGGAUGAUUCUACAGAAAUAGAUGGAAAAUCCUUCAGAACUCCAAGGGUAUUUCAUACACGUGACAAAAAUAAUACUAGUUCGGAGGAUGAGACCGAAGAUGAGCAACCUGUACAGAAUAAUAAACAUUUUGUUCAAAAUCCUGCGGAAUUACGUGCUAAAGCCGAACAGCGAAGACAACAAUGCGCAAGGGAAGGCAACAAUGCGCAUGGCAAAGGUCAAAAGCAACAAGACAAUGGUUCGGUUAAUAAGAAGAAAACUGUGUACAAGUCUACACGACGCAAUAGCUAUCGACGUAUGGGUGCCCAGAUAAAAAGAAGACAAGGAAUGGUUCCAUCUUAGAGUGGCGCAUUUUUUUGCAAAUGCAAGAGAUCCGACGCUGUACAUACUGCCAAAAAAAUUAAACACUUUAGUUAUUUAAUUAUCCUGCAGAAAUAAACGUUCUUAUAAAUUUCUA